Cannabis sativa is the source of this 678-nucleotide messenger RNA. Its product is annotated as large ribosomal subunit protein eL22z. The coding region runs from base 156 to 533 and encodes 125 amino acids. Gene Ontology annotation, cellular component: ribosome. NCBI's taxonomy places the organism in Eukaryota, Viridiplantae, Streptophyta, Magnoliopsida, Rosales, Cannabaceae. Gene Ontology annotation, biological process: cytoplasmic translation. The record is from RefSeq and is a predicted model, not a curated record. Gene Ontology annotation, molecular function: structural constituent of ribosome; RNA binding. The transcript has 3 exons.
AAAAAAGCAAAUAGAAACAAAUUAAGGGAUUAUUAGUAAUAUAGGAAAGUUAGGGUCUUAUGGAACUUUAAAAACCAAAACCAAAACCCUAACCCUAUCUUCUUCUACUUCCUCUCGGACUCAAACCCUAGCUGCGGCCACGAGAAGAAGCAAAUAUGAGUCGAGGAAGUGCAGCAGCUCCGAAAGGAGGGAAGAAGAAGGGAGCAACAUUUACAAUUGAUUGUGCUAAGCCUGUGGAAGACAAGAUUAUGGAUAUUGCAUCCCUUGAGAAGUUUCUCCAGGAGAGGAUUAAGGUUGGUGGCAAGGCAGGCGCUCUCGGUGACUCUGUCACUGUUACCCGCGAAAAGAGCAAGAUUACUGUUACAUCUGACAGUAAUUUUUCCAAGAGGUAUUUGAAAUACUUGACCAAGAAGUAUUUGAAGAAGCACAAUGUUCGCGAUUGGCUCCGGGUAAUCUCAUCAAACAAGGACCGCAAUGUUUAUGAACUGAGGUAUUUCAAUAUUGCUGAGAACGAGGGUGAGGAGGAAGAUUAAACAAACCUCUGUAAUAUUUUAUUUGUAAGAACGAACUUAAUUUCAAGUUGCCAGAUUUUCCUUUCUUUGAGAUUUCACUGAAAAUUAUUUUGGUUCACAAUUUUGUUGAUGACUGAUGAGAAUAUAAUUGCAUGUUUUCAAUCUA